UACCGGGCUAAACAUACGGCACGGUAAGGUACAGAACAUAGACAGCUCAGAAUAACAACAACAACAAAGGCAGCAAGUUUGCCAAUUAAAAUUCAAUUUUCUUUCGUCUGCAUAUACUUCCAAACUAAACAAAUAUGAGUAAGAAGCAGACGCCUAGUGAGUUUUUGAAGAAGAUUAUUGGCAGACCAGUGGUGGUUAAACUCAACUCUGGAGUGGAUUACAGAGGAGUGUUGGCCUGUUUAGAUGGUUAUAUGAAUAUUGCACUGGAACAGACAGAGGAGUAUGUAAAUGGACAGUUGAAAAACAAAUAUGGAGAUGCUUUUAUUAGAGGCAAUAAUGUACUGUACAUAUCUACGCAAAAGAGACGAGGAUGAUGAAAAGUUAUUGAACAAGUGCUGUUGUACAGUUUAUAAAUCUGGGAGAGAAUGAAUCAUAUUUCUUCAAACUUACUAAAAAAGGAAAUUAAACUUUAGGAAAACUAAUUUGAAAAGGGAAAGACAAAAAAAUUUGUGGCAAGAUAGUGAGACAAUUUUAGGUAAAUAACCAGUCUUGUUUGUAAAAACUGUAUUUAAUACUAGAACCAGAAAAAUUGGAAGGAUAUGAAAGAAUAGUUAUAAGAAAGUGUAAUAAUCUCAUUUUAAUACAAUAUUCCUACUGGUGUUCAGGAUUCUGUAAAACAUUGAAAGAUGUUAUUUCCUAUUCAAUGUGAAGAGAUAGAAAAAAUGAAGGAAGGAUCAUCCAUAUAAGGAAGAAAACAUAAAGUACAGUUUAAACAUAUAGCUAUGACUUGCUUUCUCACUGACCAGUUUUCACAGAAUUUUAUGUUGAAACAUAAAAGUAUACCACAAACUUUCUGUAAUUUUUAGACAGAUAUCAUUUGCAUCAUGAAUUUUAUAGAAAAUAGCGAAGUACAAAUAUAGUCUUUGAUGGUAGGUAAAUGAUUUUUAGUACAUCUGUCUCUAAAAUGCAAAAUUGUCAUGUCCUUUUAGAUCAUUUAGUCCAAUCCCUGCAUUUUAUUAUCAAACUAAAAUCCUUGUACAUGUAUCCUGUUUAUUCCAGUACUGUUUUACAUUUCAUUACGUCAAAUGAACAAACUUGGUCAAACCAAGUUUGCUUCUUGUUUGCUUUUUUCUGUGCAUUGCUUCAAAAGGAUCUCCUGAACUAGGUUUGUAAUUGUGUAAUUAUAGCUUGUUUUAUACAUGACAUUGAUUACACUAGAAACAGAAAUUGAAAUUUAAAUAUAUUUUGAGAUAGCCAGUGUUACCAAAGAUGAAAAAUGCUGCAUGGUAAUAAAUAUAUUUAAAUGCAGAUAUGUAAAAUAGAUAGUUUGAGGUUACAGUAUAUUUGUUAAAAGGAUGACAGUAACUGAUGGGAUUUCUUGAGCAACAAACAAGCUUACACUCAUCGUCUUGUAUCAUACCGUUUUCAUAUAUAAAAAUUGGUAAAAAUGUGUAAAAUAUU
Mercenaria mercenaria is the source of this 1461-nucleotide messenger RNA. Its product is annotated as U6 snRNA-associated Sm-like protein LSm6. Gene Ontology annotation, biological process: mRNA splicing, via spliceosome; maturation of SSU-rRNA. The record is from RefSeq and is a predicted model, not a curated record. Lineage: Eukaryota; Metazoa; Mollusca; Bivalvia; Venerida; Veneridae. Gene Ontology annotation, cellular component: P-body; U4/U6 x U5 tri-snRNP complex; nucleolus. Gene Ontology annotation, molecular function: RNA binding. Bases 135 to 374 code for a protein of 79 amino acids. The transcript has 4 exons.